AUGGAUACGUAUCAGCAAAUGAACAAUGGUUACGCGUACGGAGUUCCCGUGACUGCUCAGCAGAACACCAACGUAAUGGUGGUAAGUGACGUAUUCUGCUGUCCUUACCCGCUUGAGCUUACCGUCAAGAAGAAAUGCAAAGGACUGAGCGGUGCGAAGCUGGAGGUCGUGGACAUAAAGUCUAACGUUGUUCUUCGUAUUGACGGUCCUCACGACAGCUUCAACAAGAAACGCAUUCUCCGUGACCCAUCCGGUUACCCUCUUCUCACCAUGCGCGAGAAGUUGACGUCGUUAAAUCACCGGUGGACGGUUCACCGAGGAGAAGGCUCUGAUCCAAUGGAGCUGAUGUUCACAGUGCAGCGUUCUCAUCCUCUUCAAUGGAGGGCACGCCUCGAUGUCUUCUUUCAAUCUAACCAAGUCAACAACUUCAGCGUCGUAGGCACUUACUUCGACGACUCCGCUAAAGUUUAUCACGCCAACACUCUCGUUGCCGAGGUGAAAGAGAAGUCGACGUUUGGAGGAUAUUUUAAAGGGAAGCAAGACUUCGUGGUUAGAAUUAAUGCAGGCGUCGACUACGCUUUCGUCGUUUCUCUUCUCGUCAUCUUGAACGAGACCAACUCCAUCUUUUAGCUCAAAUCCACUUUUAUUUUGAUUGUUAUAUAUACUAUGGUGAUGCUUAGAUACUGCAUGAUUGUGUUUAAUAUUU
This is a messenger RNA of Capsella rubella, 706 nucleotides long. Its product is annotated as protein LURP-one-related 14. Bases 1 to 630 code for a protein of 209 amino acids. The transcript has 3 exons. NCBI's taxonomy places the organism in Eukaryota, Viridiplantae, Streptophyta, Magnoliopsida, Brassicales, Brassicaceae. The record is from RefSeq and is a predicted model, not a curated record.